Messenger RNA from Medicago truncatula (barrel medic), 2143 nucleotides. Its product is annotated as protein phosphatase 2C 70. Gene Ontology annotation, biological process: protein dephosphorylation. The record is from RefSeq and is a predicted model, not a curated record. Bases 14 to 1843 code for a protein of 609 amino acids. Gene Ontology annotation, molecular function: protein serine/threonine phosphatase activity; protein binding. The transcript has 12 exons. NCBI's taxonomy places the organism in Eukaryota, Viridiplantae, Streptophyta, Magnoliopsida, Fabales, Fabaceae.
AAUCAGCACAUUAAUGGAAAAAAGAAGUGACUAUUUCAAAGAACGAAAUUGUCGCAAACCCAAACCCAAUCUCAAAAAAAUUGUCGCGAAGAUGGAACAAACGAUGUUACAAAACAUUGUGACUGUGCUUCUUCUCCUUAUGCUUCUUCUCAUCUUCAUUUUCCUUUUCUUUCUCUUCAAACCAUGGCGCUUCUUUUUCUCUUCUCGUUUUCGUUCUUUCAUCAAGGGUUCUGCUGAUGAAUUAGAGAGGCCAUUAGUUGAAGAUAAUCAGAAUAAUAUUAAUAAUAAUAAUAAUGGAUUAUUAUCUAGGGAUUAUGAUCUUGAAGGUGCUUGUUAUUAUCCUAAUGAAGUUAAUUUUCGUUCUCCAAGAACACAUGGACAAGCUCUUGUUCAUAAACCAAGGCUUCAUAAUGUUCCUGUUUCCAAUAAUUUUCAACAAGGUGGUGCUGGUGUUGUUGCUGAUAGUUUGGUUGUUGAUGUAAUCACUGAGGAUGUUGGUGAAGUUGUUAAGGUUGUUGAUCAUGCUCCUGUUUUAGCUCAAAUUCCAAAGAAUGAUUUUCGUAAUGAUACUAGAUUGCAGGAUUUUGUGGAGAAAGAUAUCAGCGAUCAAAGAAGUUUUCUUACUCUCGAGGUUAUCAGUGGUCCUUCUCGCGGACAACAAUGGUCUGUUCAGUCGACGGAGUCUUCUCGUUUACCGUUGACGUUGGGACGGAUUUUCCCUAGUGAUUUUUUGAUAAAGGAUAAUGAAGUGUCGGGGAAGCAUGCUUUGAUCAAGUGGAAUUUGGAUACGAUGAAAUGGGAGCUGGUGGAUAUGGGUAGCCUGAACGGAACACUGUUGAAUUCUAAGUCAAUCAAUCGUCUGGACACUGAACGUAGGCAUUGGGGAGAUCCGAUGAAUCUUGCUAAUGGAGAUGUUAUAACACUUGGAACAACAUCGAAAAUAAUUGUUCAUAUCACUUCACAAAAUCAUCAUCACAUCCCCUUUGGAGUUGGUAUGGCAUCAGAUCCCAUGUCUUUGCGUCGAGGAGGAAAAAAACUUCCUAUGGAGGAUGUUUGCUACUAUCAAUGGCCUCUACCUGGACUGGAUAAGUUUGGAAUUUUUGGCAUUUGUGACGGGCACAGUGGCGAUGCGGCUGCCAAAUUUGCUAGCAAACUUUUUCCCGAGAUAAUUUCUAGUAUCUUGUCGGAUUCAUCAAGAAGGGAGAGGGUUUUGUCACUUCGUGAUGCUUCUGAUAUUCUUCGAGAUGCAUUUUCUCAAACAGAGGCAGGCAUAAAUAACUCUUAUGAGGGAUGUACAGCAACAGUGCUUCUGGUGUGGGCUGACCGUGAUGAUAAUUUCUAUGCACAAUGUGCAAAUGUUGGAGAUUCUGAAUGCAUUAUGAGUGUUGACGGGCAACAAAUCAAGAUGACAGAAGAUCACAAGAUAUCAAGUCAUUCUGAAAGACUCAGAAUGGAAGGGACAGGUGAACCAUUGAAAGAUGGGGAAACACGGCUAUAUGGUAUAAAUCUUGCAAGGAUGCUUGGUGACAAAUUCCUAAAACAGCAGGAUUCCCGGUUCAGUUCAGAACCUUAUAUAAGUGAGGCUGUGCAUAUUCACCAAUCAAGCAAGGCUUUUGCUCUUCUGGCUAGUGAUGGGUUAUGGGAUGUCGUCAGUUCGAAGAAGGCGAUUCAGCUAGUGCUUCAGGCGAGGGAGCGGUACAAUACAGAUAGAGAGAAUACAGCAGAAAAGAUUGCUAGUUUGUUGUUGAGUGAGGCUAGAACAAACAAAACCAAGGAUAAUACCUCUAUAAUAUUCUUAGAUUUUGAUAGCUUUGAUAGAUUAUCUUGUAAAGUUGAAUCCUAGUAUGAGUUAGGAAUAGAGUUACAGAAAUGGUAGCAAUACAUCUUUUUUGGUUAGUGGAACUUGUUUCAUUUUCUGGUCCUUCUCAAGCUCACUUCAUGGAACCGAAAAAUAAAACAAAUAAAAAAAAACACAGUGCGAAUUGCUGAAUCGUUUACAAUGAAACUAUUCCGUUGAAGAUACAACGAAUGAUCGAUCAUCUUAAUGCUAUAUGGAUAAUUGAAAUUAUGCUGAAUCUUUAAAUUUGUACUGUAUCUGUUAAAACUUGAAUUAUUGUUCAUUUUAAUUUCAUCAGUGAGAGAA